Messenger RNA from Saprolegnia parasitica CBS 223.65, 1895 nucleotides. Its product is annotated as phosphoribosylaminoimidazolecarboxamide formyltransferase/IMP cyclohydrolase. Gene Ontology annotation, cellular component: cytosol. The record is from RefSeq and is a predicted model, not a curated record. Lineage: Eukaryota; Oomycota; Saprolegniomycetes; Saprolegniales; Saprolegniaceae. The transcript has a single exon. Gene Ontology annotation, molecular function: IMP cyclohydrolase activity; phosphoribosylaminoimidazolecarboxamide formyltransferase activity. Gene Ontology annotation, biological process: 'de novo' IMP biosynthetic process. Bases 17 to 1852 code for a protein of 611 amino acids.
GAUCUCUUCCUCCGCCAUGGCCCACAUCAUCACCGCCGUUGCCAGCGCGACGAAGGACGUCGUGCCCAUCCGCCGGGCGCUCCUCUCCGUCUCGGACAAGACCGGCCUCCUCGACCUCGCCAAGUACCUCGCGGCCCACGGCGUCGAGCUCCUCUCGACGGGCGGCACGGCCAAGGCCAUGCGCGAGGCCGGCCUCCAGGUCAUUGACGUCUCGGAGUACACGCAGUCGCCCGAGAUGAUGGAUGGCCGCGUCAAGACGCUCCACCCCAAGAUCCACGGCGGCCUUCUCGGCGUCCGCGGCAACAAGCAGCACGAAGACGACAUGGCCAAGCAUGGCAUCAAGAACAUCGACCUCAUGGUCCUCAACCUGUACGCGUUCGAGGCUACGGUCGCGUCGGGUGGCAACUUUGAGACGUGCAUUGAGAACAUUGAUAUUGGCGGCCCGUCGAUGCUCCGCUCGUCGGCCAAGAACCACGCAAGCGUCGUCAUUUGCACGUCGCCGUCGCAGUACAUGGACCUCGUGGCCGAGAUGAGCGCCCACCAGACGGGCACGACGCACGCGUUCCGCAAGCGCUGCGCCGCCGCGGCCUUUACGCUUUCGGCCCACUACGACACGCAGAUCUCCAAGUGGUUCAACGCGCAGCUCGGCCAGACCUCGGACGAAGUCACGCGCGUGUACGAGCCCGCGCUUCCGCUCAAGUACGGCUGCAACCCGCACCAGAACCCGGCGUCCAUCAUGACGAUCAAGGGCUCGAAGCUGCCGUUCAAGGUCCUCAACGGCACGCCCGGCUACAUCAACCUCCUCGAUGCGGCCAACGCGUACCAGCUCGUGGCCGAAGUGCGCCAGGCGCUUCACCUCCCGGCCGCGGCGUCCUUCAAGCACGUCUCGCCGGCCGGUGCCGCCGUCUACGUGCCCCUCGACGAGAAGCUCAAGGCCGCGUACGAAGUGGGCAACAUUGAGCUCACGCCUCUCUCGGUCGCGUACCUUCGCGCGCGCAACGCCGACCCGCUCAGCUCGUUUGGCGACUUUGUCGCCGUCAGCGACAUUGUCGACGAGGCCACUGCCAAGGUGCUCAAGCGCGAGGUCAGCGACGGUAUCAUCGCGCCCGGCUACGAGCCCGCGGCGCUUGAGAUCCUCGCGGCCAAGAAGGGCGGCAAGUUUAUCGUGCUCGAAGCCGACGCCACCUUUGUGCCUCCGCCGAUGGAGUACCGUGAGGUGUACGGCAUGACGUUUGCUCAGCGCCGGAACGACGUGGUCUUUAACCACUCGCACGUCGCCGACGUCCAGACGAGCUGCGCGCCGCUCACGGAAUCGGCCAAGCGCGACCUCAUCCUCGCCGCGAUCACGCUCAAGUACACGCAGAGUAACUCGGUAGGCUACGCCAAGGACGGCCAGAUGGUCGGUGUCGGCGCUGGCCAGCAGAGCCGCGUCGACUGCGUCAAGCUCGCGGGUCGCAAGGUGGCCGUGUGGCACCUCCGCCAGCACCCCAAGGUCGCGGCGCUCGCCUUCAAGCCGUCGGUCAAGCGCCAGGAGCGUGUGAACGCGCGUGUCCGCUACAUUGAGGGCGACAUGGCGCCCGUCGAGAAGACGGCCUUUGACGCGCAGUUUGAGACGGUGCCGGCGCCGCUCACGGUCGCCGAGAAGGACGCGUACGUGGCGCAGCUCACGGGUGUCUCGCUUGCGUCGGACGCCUUCUUCCCGUUCCGCGAUGGCAUUGACCACGCCGCCAAGCUCGGCGUCUCGUUCAUCACGCAGCCCGGCGGCAGCAACCGCGACGACGAGAUCAAGCAGGCGUGCAUCGAGUACGGCAUCACGAUGACCUUCUCGGGCGUCCGCCUCUUCCACCACUAAGUCGUUGGCUAUCUUGUUGUAAUCUAUCUAUCUUCCAUUGACA